Talaromyces atroroseus is the source of this 1146-nucleotide messenger RNA. RefSeq lists its product as hypothetical. Gene Ontology annotation, molecular function: rRNA small subunit aminocarboxypropyltransferase activity. Gene Ontology annotation, biological process: maturation of SSU-rRNA. The transcript has 3 exons. The record is from RefSeq and is a predicted model, not a curated record. Bases 1 to 1146 code for a protein of 381 amino acids. NCBI's taxonomy places the organism in Eukaryota, Fungi, Ascomycota, Eurotiomycetes, Eurotiales, Trichocomaceae.
AUGGUCCGACACAAGAAAGACAACUUCUCCAGAGGCGGAAAGCGAGCAGGAGGACCACCCCGCCACCGACCUUCACCCCGCGGCGCUGACGAGAACAACGAUGCAGAGGGCGGCGCAACAAGGCCGCCGUUCAAGGCCGCUUGCUGGGAUUUUGGGCACUGUGACCCGAAGCGCUGCUCAGGGAAGAGACUCAUACAGUUUGGCUUGAUGAGGGAGCUUUCGAUUGGGCACAAACACCCCGGAGUUAUCAUUUCACCAAAUGCAAAACGUGUACUUUCUCCCGCAGACAGAGAUACUCUCGAACAAUACGGCGCUGCAGUGGUGGAGUGUUCGUGGGUGCGUGUCAAGGAAAUCCCAUGGUCUCGUAUUGGAGGCAAAUGUGAAAGAUUAUUGCCAUACCUCAUCGCAGCGAAUUCUGUCAACUACGGCCGCCCGUGGCGAUUAAACUGCGUCGAAGCGUUAGCGGCUUGCUUCUAUAUAUGCGGGCACGAGGAUUGGGCAGAAGAAGUGCUGAAACACUUCUCAUACGGCGAAGCAUUCAUAAAAAUCAACUCUCAGCUACUGAAACGAUAUGCCGCAUGUUCGAGCGAAGAAGAGAUCAAGAAGACAGAGGAAGAAUGGCUCACCAAGAUCGAGCGCGAGUAUAAUGAAAGCCGUGCCGAACGAGACGCUGGCGGAGCAAACGAUAUGUGGGAACGAGGCAACACAAACCGCCUCGAGGUGCCAGAUUCCGAGGACGAUGAAGAUGAAGGCGAAGAUGGCGAGAAUGAAGAAGAAGAAGAAGAAGAAGACAAAGACCCUUUCGCAAUUUCAGACGACGAAGACGACGAAGAAGAAAUGGCCGAAAUCCGACGAAAGAUUCUCAACUCGAAAAGCUUCCAGAAUCCCACGCAAUCAUCUUCUUCGCAUGACCAGCCAGCGAAAAUCCCGCGGCCAGAAGAACAGCAUUUACCUAUUGAUUCGGAUUCCGAGUCUGGUUCCGCCGAAGGCAGCGACGGGGACGACGACGAAGCCUUUGACAAUAUCAUCAACGCGACUCCCGUGACGGAUCGGACGGGGAUUUUGGCAAAGGAGCAGCGCAGUGUGAAUGAUUCUUUAACUGCUUCGUUUUCGCGGACCGUCAUCUCUGCGCCGAAGAAGUGGUGA